GUAGGCCUAUAAAUUAACCCGCGUGCCAAAGAAGCAGGCUAGGUAAGAUACGUUUUGCGACUUAACUGACUAAUGCUAAAGACACUGUCAACAAAUUCAACAGUUUGUAUGUCAAAGAUCAAUCCAUUUCUGCUGUAAUAUCUCAUUAUGGCCAACAUAGCCAGAACCAUCAUGUGCUUGGUGCUUCCGCUGCUGUUUAUGGUGGCUGGAAUGAUGAAGAUUUACCCAGUUUUUCCCGGAGUGUACAAAGAAAUGGUAAACAAGUUUCAAUUGUACAGCACAGCAUUUCCAACUGCUUGGGUUGGAUACCCCCCAGAUCCAGACUUGUACAGAAUCUUCGUAGGAUCCAUGGAACUAUCGAGUGCUUUGGGAGUUCUCCUGGGCCCCACGGGGCUGAAAAAGAUGGGAUGUUGUAUCCUGAUCACAAUCAUGAUGGGUGCGAUCUACACACACUGGUUUUUUCUGGAGUUUAUGCCGAGCCUUGUGCCGCUCGUGUACAUGACCUGGACAAUGUACGUGUUGUGGGUGACCAUGCAGGAUGAAGCCAAAUCGACCAAGAAAAUGAAGACAAACUGAAGACAUUUUUAAUUCCAAUAAACAUAUGUUAAUUAAUACUCAGGAGUGAUACAUUUAACAACUUUGUAAAACUGUAUGGAUUUAAUUUUGAAUUAUAACAUUUUAUAUACAUGUACCUAUCAUAUCUUUGCUUAUUACUUCUCGCUAAAGUUGUAUAACAUAAAUAUGUACUAAUUUAUAACACCAGAGUCUAAAACCCAUUUUAUCCUUCCUUCGAGGAUUAAGAUUUCUUAAUUUUUUUUUUCUAAAAGAUUGAAUCCUUUAACUUGAACCAACUUCCUUUCUUUAUCAACCAAGCCCUUGAUGGAAUUAUCUUCAGCAAUGUAAUUCAUCUAUCUCCAGCUCGACAUUUUAUUUCUUUAACAAAAAAACAGUCUUCAUUGCAGUAAGUGCAUUUCCAUUGUGCCUUAAUGUGCCAUAUACAUAUACAUACUUUAGUAUGUUGAGCAAUGAAAAUCAAGACAAGUUCCCCAUCCAAGUUGCCCUUAUUUAAUCAUAUAGUUUUAUGUGUGUGAAUCAUUUUAUUGUGUGAGUAAUCAAAUUAUUAAGGUUUUUUAUUCCUAGAAUAUUGAUAUCACCCGUUUCGUUGUUUUCUAUUUGCAUAGCAAUCAAAUUUGAACUUGUGGUAUUUUUAAUGGAGGAGUUUCCAUGACACAAAAUCUGAAAGUUGUAAAUCAUCAGAGUUAGGCUAAAGUUUAUUAGUCUGUUCUAAUACAGUUGUACAUACAUAUUUUGUGCGAACAGAGGCAAAGAAAUGUGAUGUCACUUAAUCAAAUAGUAUAUCAAUCAUAGAUUGAUUCAAUGAUAACAGAAGAUUCGUCAGUUUGGUAUGAAUGAUGUACAACAAAUUUGUUUAGUGCACGAACAGAAAUUAAUAACUUGAUUUGCGAGCUUUCGAAAACAUCUGCUUUCUUUGUCCAGCAAAUAGUACAAUAUCGAAGUGUCGGUGUUCUGACUGCAGAAAUCACCAACACUCCGCUAUUGUACUCUUUGCUUGACAAUGGAAGCAGACAUUUUCAAAAGCUCAAAAAGUUAAGUUUUCCAUUUCUGUUUGUGUGCAGUGAUAUUAUUAAUGUAAUUCAACAAACUUUGAUGAUGAUGUCUUUAUGAUACGGCAUUUAAAUUUCAGACAUAGUUUUGUAUUUUUAGACAUUUCAUGAAUCAGAUUCACAUUUCAAAAUUUUUCACAUCAUACAUAUUAUCUUAAUUGAUUUUUAUAUUCUUGUACUUUGAAUUGGUUAAAUAUAAAUUUUUCAUAUUUUGCUAAGUGACUCAAAUAUUAGUAAUUAAGUAAUGUUUCAUCUUGCCAACUGAAUUGUGUGAAUUAUUCAUUUGCGAAGUUUUGAAAUUGUGAGACCAUGUUUCUAUAGUGUUACCUUUUAUUCGAAUGUACAAUGUAUAAUAAAAUGUUGAAGAAUGAAAAGUCAAA
This is a messenger RNA of Pecten maximus, 2005 nucleotides long. RefSeq lists its product as uncharacterized. Lineage: Eukaryota; Metazoa; Mollusca; Bivalvia; Pectinida; Pectinidae. The coding region runs from base 148 to 576 and encodes 142 amino acids. The record is from RefSeq and is a predicted model, not a curated record. The transcript is spliced from 3 exons.